AUGUCAAUCAAUCUUGAAGUGUUCGGUUUUGGUUUUGCUCCGAUAAGCAACCGUGCGUUUAUGGCACUGUCCGUGGUCGCCGAUUUGGUGUCUACGUUGCGAUAUCUCAACAGGGGUAUAAUUGAUACCAGGCCGGUAUCUGUAUAUCCUAUUCUAUGUGAAUUACGGAUGCAUAUUGCGGCAGUGCGGAUGGGCUGGACAAGGGAGGACUCUGGCCAAAAAUCACAAUUAUGAAAUAAAAAUUAAAUGCCA
Molecule: messenger RNA, 252 nt
Organism: Sphaeroforma arctica JP610
Lineage: Eukaryota; Ichthyosporea; Ichthyophonida
Exons: 3
Coding region: 1-234 (77 amino acids)
Source: RefSeq, a predicted model, not a curated record